AUGGCGAGUCGGCGGCCAUUCGUGGAGCCUAUCAGCCAGGCCGAGCCCACCCCGCAGGACUUGAAGCACACCCGGGACCUGGAGCAGCACCUGCGCGACCAGGGCCUGUACGAGUCCCAGGAGGAGGCGGAGCUGCGGGAGGUGGUGCUGGGGCGGCUGGACGGGCUGGUCAAGGAGUGGAUUCGCGGCGUGGCGGCGCUGCGGGGGCACCCUCCGGAGGAUGCCAACGCCAAGAUAUUCACCUUUGGCUCCUACCGCCUGGGCGUGCACGGCCCCGGGGCAGACAUCGACACGCUGUGCGUGGGGCCCAGCUAUGCCACGCGCGAGGGCGACUUCUUCGGCAGCGAGCCGCACUGCCUGCAGGCCAUGCUGUGCGCGCUGCCCGAGGUGCUGGCGCUGCGCGCCGUCACCGCCGCCUACGUGCCCGUCAUGGAAAUGAAGUUCUGCGGCAUCUCCAUCGACCUGCUGUACGCGCGCCUGUCGGUACCGCUGGUACGGGAGGAUUUGGACAUCGGCGCCACCCACACCCUGCGCCACUGCGACGACCAGUCUGUGCGCUCGCUCAACGGCUGCCGCGUGACAGACAUGAUCCUGCGCGAGGUGCCCAGCGUGCCGCACUUCCGCACCGCGCUGCGCUGCCUCAAGCUGUGGGCGGAGCGGCGCGGCGUUUACUCAAACGUUACCGGCUACCUGGGGGGCGUGAACUGGGCGAUCCUGGUGGCCUAUGUCUGCAAGCUCCAACCAUGUCUGCUUGCCUCCCCGCCCCACCUCGGCCCCGCCCCCUGCCUGCCCGUACCGCAGGUGUACAGCCAAUGGGCGUGGCCCACGCCCAUCAUGCUACGCGCCAUUGAGCGCGACCCCUCUCUGGCCAUGCCUGUGUGGGAUCCUCGGGAGAACCCGCGGGACCGCACCCACCUCAUGCCCAUCAUCACCCCCGCAUACCCCUGCAUGAACUCCUCAUACAAUGUGUCGGAAUGCACGCUGGCGGUGAUGGCAGAAGAGUUCCGCAGGGGCGACGAGGUGUGCGGGCGCAUCAUGACUCACAACGGCUCGGGCCUCACAGACUGGGCCCAGCUGCUGGAGCCGCUGCCUUUCUUCGAGGGCUUCAAGCACUUCCUGCAGGUGGAGGUGAUGGCGUCCAGCCAGGAGGACUUUGAGGUGUGGGAGGGGUGGGUGCACUCCCGCAUGCGCCUCCUCAUCAAGGUGGACCAGCAGCAGCAGCAGCAGCAGCAGCAGCAGGACGGCGGCGGCGGCGGCAGCGUGGCCGACCCGCCGGCGCAGCAGCAGCCCCGCUGCUUUUACUUCAUGGGGCUCAGCAAGAAGAAGGCCAUGAUCAUCCCUCAGUCCAAGGUCGACCUCACCCAGCCCGUCAACGAGUUUGCCCACAAGGUGAAAGAGUUUGAGCAGCGGCGGGAAGGCAUGGACAUCAGCGUGCGGCACCUGCUGCAGCGCCAGCUCCCCGAAUGGGUGCGCCCCGCGCCCAACAACGGCGGCGGCGCGCCAGCCGCGGCGGAUGGGGGCGACGCAGCGGCGGCGACGGCAACCGCGGCGGCGCCCGCCGACGGGCACGACGCGGCGGCGGCGGCGGCGGCGGCGGCCAAGCAGCAGCCACAGCAGCUUGCGGGCAGCAAGCGGGUGUCGGAGGCCGGGGAGGGAGGCGGCCCGGCGGCGGCCAAGCGGCAGCAGACGGGGGAAGGGGUGGCGCUUACGGCGGCCGCCGCGGCGGUGGCGGCGGCGGCGGCGGCGGCGGCGGCUGAAGGCGCGACGCAGCCGCCGUCUGGCGACACCUCGGACCUCCAGAUGGAGGACCUCCAGCAGCAGCAGCUGGGCGAGGAUGGGCAGCAGGAGGUUGAGGACUGGGCCGAGGGCCCUGCUCGCGCCGCGCCUGCCGCCGCCUGA
Molecule: messenger RNA, 1899 nt
Organism: Chlorella variabilis
Lineage: Eukaryota; Viridiplantae; Chlorophyta; Trebouxiophyceae; Chlorellales; Chlorellaceae
Exons: 9
Coding region: 1-1899 (632 amino acids)
Cellular component (GO): nucleus
Molecular function (GO): RNA binding; poly(A) RNA polymerase activity
Source: RefSeq, a predicted model, not a curated record